GGCCCCGCCCCGUGACGCGAGGCCCCGCCCAGCGGCGCCCGCUUCCAAGAUGGCGGUGACGAUGCCUGCCAGGCUGUCGGGGUGGCGGUGACGACGGGAAGCAGAAGAGCAGCUCCCAGGUGAUCGAGCGCCCUGCACCUGCGGGGCUGGCUCCUCGGCACGUGAAGAACGGAAAGGAACCCGUUUCCUAGUCUGCCCUGGGUUCUCCUGAGGCCGUUCCACAAUCCUGUCGUGACUGCCUUACCCCUUGGCAAAAAUAAUGUCUCCAUUAGCAGUCCCGUCCCCAGUCCCCAAACAGGUUGGUCCUGUCAGGGUGGGGAAUGGUUAAGUACACGUAAACCUGACCCUCAAGGGCAGCUGGGGGAGAGGCCAGGGACCUAGCAUCUCUGGGUCCUCCCCUUUUCUUUCCAACCACUUUCCUUCACUUCUCCUGCUUGGGAAACCAGUUUCACCCUGAUCUUGAUCUCUGCCCCUCUGGGUGGGUGGUUAUCCUUGACCACUUCUUUUCCAGCUAGUCCCAGGAUCACUGUUGGAGUGCUGGAUGGAGACUUGCUCUGUCCUCUGUGACAUUUCCAAUUUAGAUAAUGCCUCACAUCUCUGCCCCCCCGGGACCCCCUGAAGUCCCCAUGAUCCCGAAGAAGACAGCUUGAACCUAGGUGAGUCCACCCCGCACCCCCCUCUAAAAUUGGGAGAGAGGUUCUCCAGAGACUCCUUUGAAAAGGCCCUGAAUGAUGUAAGCAUCCUUGGGGGUGGGGACCGAGAGUAGUUGGCCUGAGUGGUUCAGGGAGGAGGUGGAGGAGAGUGAGACUUGGGCUGGAAAUGACAGGUGGUAGGUAGGGCUGCUGGUGGUUACAUUCUGUUUCUUUUCCACGCAUGACUGUACACCUGUGUGCUCCCUUCUGUGACUUCGAUCUUUGCGUCUUUUCCUCUUUAACUCUUGGCACCACCUUGGUUCUUAACUGAUGAUCUCUGCUGGCUUGCUCUUCACCUGCCUGCCCCCAGAAUUCUCCUCUCUCCUUCCAUAGACCUGAGCCCAGGAUGUUGCGGAGGCUGCUGGAGCGGCCCUGCACACUGGCCCUGCUGGUGGGCUCCCAGCUGGCUGUCAUGAUGUACCUGUCACUGGGGGGCUUCCGAAGCCUCAGUGCCCUAUUUGGCCGAGAGCAGGGGCCGACAUUUGACUAUUCUCAUCCCCAUGAUGUCUACAGUAACCUCAGUCACCUGCCUGGGGCCCCUGUUGCCCCAGGGGCCCCUCCAGCUCCUCAAGGUCUACCCUACUGUCCAGAACGAUCUCCUCUUUUAGUGGGUCCUGUGUCCGUGUCCUUUAGCCCGGUGCCAUCACUGGCAGAGAUCGCGGAGAGGAACCCCCGGGUGGAACCGGGGGGCCGCUACCGCCCCGCGGGGUGUGAGCCCCGCUCCCGCACGGCCAUCAUCGUGCCGCACCGGGCCCGGGAGCACCACCUGCGCCUGCUGCUCUACCACCUGCACCCCUUCCUGCAGCGCCAGCAGCUCGCUUACGGCAUCUACGUCAUCCACCAGGCUGGAAAUGGAACAUUUAACAGGGCCAAGCUGCUAAACGUUGGGGUGCGAGAAGCCCUGCGUGAUGAGGAGUGGGACUGCCUGUUCUUGCACGACGUGGACCUCCUGCCCGAGAACGACCACAAUCUGUAUGUGUGUGACCCCCGGGGACCCCGGCAUGUUGCUGUUGCCAUGAACAAGUUUGGAUACAGCCUCCCGUACCCCCAGUACUUUGGAGGAGUCUCGGCGCUCACUCCUGACCAGUACCUGAAGAUGAAUGGCUUCCCCAAUGAAUACUGGGGCUGGGGUGGUGAGGAUGACGACAUUGCUACCAGGGUGCGCCUGGCUGGGAUGAAGAUCUCUCGCCCCCCCACGUCCGUGGGGCACUACAAGAUGGUGAAGCAUCGUGGUGAUAAGGGCAACGAGGAGAACCCGCACAGAUUUGACCUCCUGGUCCGUACCCAGAAUUCCUGGACACAAGAUGGGAUGAACUCACUGACAUACCGAUUGCUGGCUCGAGAGCUGGGUCCUCUCUAUACCAACAUCACAGCAGACAUUGGAACUGACCCUCGGGGUCCCCGGACUCCCUCUGGUCCCCGUUACCCGCCUGGUUCCUCCCAGGCCUUCCGUCAAGAGAUGCUGCAGCGCCGGCCCCCAGCCAGGCCCGGCCCUCCACCUACUGCCAACCACACAGCCCCCAACGGUUCACACUGACUCGUCCUGCCUGCCCACCUCAAUCAUGAAACCGAAUCAGACGGGUUGUACUCUCCCCACCCUCAGGUCCUCACUGCUCUUAGAGGGAUGGGGGGGACGCAACCCCAGGGCUGUGCUGGAGGCCGGGGCCUCUCCUCACUGCUGGACUGGAGCUGGGCUCCUUCAGACCUGGGGGUCCCUCUUUCUAGGGUCACCUGCCAGGGCUUAUGACUGUGAAUCCUUGGUGUCAUGAUUUUAUGUGAUGACUCCUGAGAGUCGCUGGCCCCUGGGUAAGAGCAGGGCUGGACCCCAAGUCCCUUCCUCUUCCACGGAGAGAAGAGUGAUCUGGCUUUUCCCGGGACCUCUGUGAAUAUUUAUUCUAUUUAUGGUUCCGAGGAAGUAUGUUUGGUGAAGGAAGCCCCUCCCUGGGUACUUUCUGCCAGUGCUCGAGUAGCUUCCUCUUCUGGACCUGGCUCAGGGGGCUGGGAUUUUGAUAUAUUUUCUAAUAAAGGACUUUGUCUUGCCUCUG
Molecule: messenger RNA, 2737 nt
Organism: Mustela erminea (ermine)
Lineage: Eukaryota; Metazoa; Chordata; Mammalia; Carnivora; Mustelidae
Gene: B4GALT3
Product: beta-1,4-galactosyltransferase 3
Exons: 7
Coding region: 1039-2229 (396 amino acids)
Biological process (GO): carbohydrate metabolic process; galactosylceramide biosynthetic process
Molecular function (GO): glycosyltransferase activity
Source: RefSeq, a predicted model, not a curated record